Messenger RNA from Nelumbo nucifera (sacred lotus), 1715 nucleotides. The record is from RefSeq and is a predicted model, not a curated record. NCBI's taxonomy places the organism in Eukaryota, Viridiplantae, Streptophyta, Magnoliopsida, Proteales, Nelumbonaceae.
AACCUUUCUCUACUUCACCAAUCCAAUCUAACCCAUCCAUCCAUCCAUCUCUCAGCCUCUCUCUCUCUCUCUCUCUCUCGGUUACGUUCUAUCCAGUCCAGUUGUAAGCUAGGAUGCCACCAACAGCACUCCCGAAUUUCUCCAACUCUGUCAAGCUCAAGUAUGUCAAACUUGGUUAUCAGUAUCUUGUGAAUCAUAUUCUCACUCUUCUCCUCAUACCCAUCAUGGCAGCAAUUGUAUUAGAGAUACUUCGAUUAGGGCCGGAUGAGAUUCUCGGACUUUGGAAUUCUCUCGAGCUUGAUCUGGUGCAGAUUCUUUGCUCUGGUUUCCUCAUCAUAUUCGUGGCCACUGUCUUCUUCGUGUCCAGGCCUCGACAUAUCUACCUCGUCGACUACUCUUGCUUCAAACCCCCUGUUACAUGCCGUGCCCCGUUCUCCACCUUCAUGGAGCACUCUAGGCUUAUCAAUGGAUCCAACACCAAGGUGGUCGACUUUGAAAUGAGAAUUCUCGAGAGGUCCGGCCUUGGUGAGGAGACUUGCUUACCCCCGGCCAUCCAUUAUAUUCCUCCCACCCCCACCAUGGCCGACUGCAGAGCCGAGGCAGAGCUUGUUAUCUUCUCGGCCAUCGAUUCACUCCUAAAGAAGACCGGAAUCAAGCCCAAGGACAUCGACAUUCUAAUCCUCAACUGUAGUAUGUUCUCGCCGACACCCUCGUUGACGGCGAUGAUCGUGAACAAGUACAAGAUGAGAGGCAACAUAAGGAGCUUUAACCUCUCCGGGAUGGGUUGCAGUGCCGGGCUUAUAUCCAUUGAUCUAGCUCGAGACCUGCUUCAAGUCCACCCCAACUCUUACGCACUGGUAGUGAGCACGGAGAUCAUAACCCCGAGUUAUUACAGUGGUUCUCAGAGAUCCAUGCUACUGCCCAACUGUCUAUUUCGAAUGGGCAGUGCAGCUAUCCUUCUAUCCAAUCGGAGAAAGGACAGUUGGCGCGCUAAGUACCGGUUGGCUCAUGUGGUUCGUACCCACAAAGGUGCAGACGACAGGGCCUACCGCUGUGUUUAUGAAGAAGAAGACCCACAAGGUAUAAGGGGUGUGUCCUUGUCCAAAGAACUCAUGGUGAUCGCCGGCGAGGCUCUCAAAUCCAACAUAACUACCAUUGGGCCGCUUGUCCUUCCAGCGUCGGAGCAGCUGUUAUUCCUUUUCACCCUUGUCGGCAGAAAACUCUUCAAUCCCAAGUGGAAACCUUACAUUCCUGAUUUCAAGCAGGCCUUUGAGCACUUCUGCAUCCAUGCGGGAGGGCGCGCCGUGAUCGAUGAGCUGCAGAAGAACCUCCAGCUUUCGGCGGAGCACGUUGAGGCAUCGAGGAUGACACUCCACCGCUUUGGGAACACUUCGUCGUCGUCCCUCUGGUACGAAUUAAGCUACAUUGAAUCCAAAGGUAGGAUGAAGAAGGGAGACCGCGUGUGGCAGAUAGCAUUCGGAAGUGGGUUCAAGUGUAACAGCGCGGUUUGGAAGUGCAACCGCACCAUUAAGCCGGACCCGGAAAGUCCCUGGUUCGAUUGCAUCAACAGAUACCCGGUGCACAUCCCUGAAAUCGUUAAAUUAUAGCCUGUUUUAAUUCAUUUCGUGCUCACUGCAGUCUCUGCUUCUGUCUUCUCAUAAAUUUACUCCUUUAUUUCGCAUUUACUUGUGUUAUUAAACGUUCCCUUCCCAUUC